GUACACGUGUCUGUUCUGCGCUUUUACUUUGAAACGAGUGAGCGGAAGCAGCGGUGCCUCCGGUCCUGCGGUCAGCCGGGAGAAGUUGUACGUGUUGUGUGUGCAGCGGCGGAGUCGCCUCAUGUUGUCGUGUCAGGUUUCACGCUGUUCUCCUCAAACUGGAUGACUUGUCGCGGUCAACGUCAGCGUCGUCCAUCCCAGCCGGUCAGGAAACUUUGUGACGCUUCCGUUAGCUCCGUUGUCACGACACAAAAAGCUGCCCGCUAACUUAGCACUGAAGUUGACGUUAGCAGCGUCGAUGAGAUAAUGGCCUCCCAUGUUAGCUAACGCCCGCUGCCCAACACUUUACCCGGGGGCCACUAAUGCCCAACGUUAUGAUUUAGUUUCCUCCCGCCUGGUUGUUAUUUAGCGGCUGUUGGGGCUAAAGCUCGCCCGCUGUUUACCCCGGUGAGUGUUAGCAACAGGCUAGCUGAGCUAAGUUCCCGUUUAGAUGAAAAAGAAACCGCUGCGUCCAGAAGGAACGAACUCCGCGUUUCCCUGUGAAAGUUGACGUCUCCCUGCAUGAUGGAGUAGCGGGUGGCGAAGUUGCUAUGGUGUCUGCGCUGCCAUUGGUGAGUAAAACCACACCGUGUAAAUACAGGGGAGUGACAAAUACUCCCCUCGCUCACCUUCACACUGUUGCGUCAGUUCUUAAAGUUUCCUGCUCCUGUCGAUCGGAGUGAACCGUGUGUCCCCUCCUCUCUCGAACCCAGCACCUGCCGAGUUGAUCAGCUGACAGCGAGACACCUGAUCCAGCAUGCCGAGCGUCGGAUCCAGGUUCUUCUUCUCUUCGGGGUUUGUGGUCGGGACCAUCACUCUGUACGUGUUUCUACGGCAGGUGUGGUUUGAGACGGGGCUGUCAGCUCCGCAGGCCAUCAACUCAGUCAGGGACUAUCAGCUGGAGCGUAAGAUAUGGAAGAAGGAGAGGUCUGCUCUGUUCAACCUCAAGCACCCUCAUCAGAAAGGUGAGGAUGGCCGUAUUGCUGAUGAGCUGUACAAAAAGGUGCGCAUUCUUUGCUGGGUGAUGACUGCACCAAAGAACUUGGAGAAAAAGACUCGACAUGUGAAGACCACGUGGAGUCGUCACUGCAAUGUGGUGGUCUUCAUGAGCUCCGUGGAUGACCCCAACUUCCCCACUGUGGGAUUGGGUACAGACGAAGGUCGGGAUCAGCUGUACUGGAAAACAAUCCGGGCCUUCCAUUACGUCUAUGAGCAUCACAGCCACGAGGCAGAUUGGUUCCUCAAGGCAGAUGAUGACACCUACGUUAUUGUAGACAACUUGCGUUGGGUUCUUGCGAACCACACGCCGGACGAGCCAAUUUACUUUGGCCGACGGUUCAAGCCCUUCGCCAAGCAGGGCUACAUGAGUGGCGGAGCGGGUUAUGUGCUGAGCAGAGAGGCUCUACGGAGAUUUGUAGAAGGUUUUAAAACCAAACAGUGCACUCACACUACCUCAGUAGAGGACCUGGCAAUGGGACAGUGCAUGGAGAAAGUCGGGGUGCUGGCAGGAGACUCCAGAGACACAGUGCACAGGGAGACAUUUCACCCCUUUAUUCCGGAGCAGCACCUCACGAGCAAGUUCCCCAAGAGCUUCUGGUAUUGGAGCUACUGCUACUACCCAAUCGUAGAGGGUCCAUUCUGCUGCUCAGACUUGUCUGUGUCAUUCCACUAUGUUGAUGGUUCACAAAUGUAUUUAUUGGAGUACUACACCUAUCACCUGCGUGCCUUCGGCUAUAGACACCGUUACCAGCCCCCCGACCCAAAGCGCUACAGUAUUGAGCAUUCAGGUUCAGCUGCAGAAGAACAAAAAGAACCGGCUCCUCAGGUGAAAGGCAAAGGAGAAGGCGUUGAUCCACCCAAGAUGGACAAGAAACAGGACGCAGAUCAACAUCCUGCAGCUGGUAAAGAUCCUCCCAUUGCACCAGAGGUGAAACAACAGUAGGACUCUAUGGUUGUGUGAAGGGAACAUUGUCAUUAUGAAGAGGCAGAAUUGUGUGUUUUUAAUCUUUGCUUAUUCAUUCAUUCUGAUAAUUUUGGCUCAUAUUUCUACAAAAGUAGAACGGUCCACUUUGAUCUGAAGUGUCUUGAGCUAAAGGACUGCUACUAACUUCAACUUGCGACUGCAUUUUAGGCUAAAAGUGGCCCUUAUUUUUCCAGAUUUGUAAGAUGCUUUUUACAAUUUUAAAGUUGAGAGCAAUUUUCUGUAGGCUAUGAUCAUUUAAAACCAACCAAUAAUUAUUUCCCAGAGCCACGUUUUGUCUGAUCCCUUUCUUGACUGCUGCAAAACCACCAAAACCUGAUCUACCACUCUUUAGUCAAGACGCAAUGAAGUUGUUUGACUUCAUUUCACGCAUAGUGAACUAUGUGCCUGCUAAUGACAAUAAAUUGUCUUGAACUUAAGUGACCAAGAGGUGAGGUUUGCUGCUACUCCAUACAUUUUCUGAUUAUUGAACAAGAUUAAAAAAAGAUCAUGUUAGAUUAAUAUCUGUGCACUCAAUAAUUGGUAUCAUAGAUGAUAUUGUAUUUGUUCUGAGAACCAGCUUUCUGACUCCAAAUUUGAUUCAGACUUUACUCAAAAAGUAUUUUCUAUCACAUUUUAGUGUAAUUGUAAUGUUACGUCCAUGUUCCCUGUAUAGGAAUAAAUCAGUUUUAUUCGUUUAAAUGUUGUGGUGCAAUUAUGAAAGUCCCAUUUAAUUUAUAUUUAGUUUUUUUGAAAAUUAACUUAACAAAGAAAGAAACUAAUGGUCCUUUUCUUUACCAUUAAAUACAAAUUAUAUUCUUGAUUACUUAGUUUGGUUGGAAAAUGUCAAAUGUUGAAAAUAGUAAAAAAAUAUCUUUGAAAUGAAAAACCCCAAAAUUAUCAACUAACUAUCACUGUAAAAAAGAAGCUGGACCAAGGUGAUAUUUCAUGUUUGUUUGGAAAACAAACAACAAUUAUAUGGUUAUCAAAACUAAUUGCACAUUGAGCCACUAGUCAAUUAAUAAUAGUUUUAUUUCUUUUUAUUGACAUUUAGGUGAGUACAGUUUUCUAUUAGUUCAUGUGAAAGUGUAGUAAAAGUAUUUUUUUUCCCCAUAGAUAAUGAAAAUUUGUCUCAUCACAUUUAUUUAGCUGAAUGGUCGGACCACAGUCAGCUAUGAUUCUGCAGCUCAGUCAGUUAAAUAGAAUGAAAUAUCACACUUAUCCUCAAAAUGAUCCAGGAAAAUAAACACCAAUACAAAAACAUGAGCUAAAUUUCAUUAGCAAGGUUUUUGGAUUCCUCUCUAUCUCUUUAUCUAACAUAGAGAUGCAUUAAUGUGACCACAAUGCUUUAAAUGAUAAGUCCUGAUGACUGGAUUUGAACAAUCGAGCCAAAGAUUUUCCUCUGGGAUGAGACCAGACCGAGGACGAACAGACACGCUAAUAUCUGUGAACACCUCUUGAAGUUAAUGCAGUGAAUGUUGGUGCUUCCCUGUUGUGUAUAACUGGUGUUUCAUAUGUUCAGUCAUCACAACCUUUUAUUUGAUCUGGGAUCCAACGAUGGUUGUUAGACGCGCCUUCAGCUGGAGGAGCAGAAAGUCAGUGGGCUGUAGUCAACCAAAGAAAAUCUUCCUGGAGUUGUUACUUCUCUUCAACCAAUCCAUUCGUCUUGAGUGAAAAAACCCCGGCAUGUUCUCUCCAGAUUGAUUAAAUUGGCCACAGUGCACCCCACCGGCAAUAAUCAGACUAAUUCGAUUUUUGUUGGAUGAUGUUACAUGUUGAAAAGUCGAGUGGGAGACUGCAGCUUUCGCUAUCAGUCAACCACCUUCCUUUCCUUCUUACCCAUCCAUGGCACAUGGUUUUCUAUUUGUUCUUCCUGAAACUGUCUCUGGAUCAACACUUCACACUUCCCUGUAUCUUCUCCCGGUGGACUCAUUAGCUUGUGCCUUGUAUAUUGAGAUUGUUUGAGUCAACAGCUGAACACAUGACUUUGCACUGUGACAUGACCAUAAUGAGAGUGACAACUUUCAGAUGGAGCUUAUUGAAUCCUUCCAAUGUAUAGAGCAUGGCCUUUGCCAGAGGAUGACUUGUGGUUCACUUCUUUUAUACAAAUGUACUUUCAGUAAUGUGUAUUUUCUAAAUGCUGGGCGUGUUGGGACAGAGCCUUUCUUUUCUUUUUCUACUCAGUACAUUGCAUUUAUUCAAAAAUAAUUCCUGCCAGUUUCUUUACUACUUUGUAGCCAAACAAAGAUUAAUGUUAUGGCGGGAGAUUCAUUAAUUACCAAAUACAGAAGAAUAUAAACUGAAAAUAAAAAAUGGCUUCAGGAAUCAGGCAGGAUUUAGUUUUAUGUGAAAAUGCAUUUGAGUGUUUUGGGGGCUUUUUGGUGUGUUUUUUUCUUUUUAACCACUUAAACCUUUUAAUUUCCCUUUGAGUUUACACAUGUAUGAGGCAACUAAAGCCUAUCUAAUUUCCAAAAGCCUUUUUCUUUGUGUUCAUAAUUGGUUUCCUUCAGUACAUGAGCACAGAGCAAGUUUAGUAUUUGAAAAGGAAAAGUCCAGUUUAAACAAAUCAACACGUUUUUUUUUAUUAUCCGUCUGAUAUGGUGUCCGAUACCAAUAGUAUAUAUAUUCCUAAAUGUCAUUAUUAAACACUUAUAACAAAUUAUUUUCAGGUUAACCAUAAACUUUAUUGUAAAUAACUAUAAAUGAGUUUGAAAAUAUUUUUUUACAUACAAUACAUCAUAAACACAUUUUUAAACGCCAAUACAGAUAUGACUGAUUUUGACAUUUGGCAAUUUUUGUUGCAUCACCAUCAGUAGAUCAAUAGUUUCUUCUGGCCCUAACAACUCGUUGAUAACUGCCCCAUCUGGUUUGGGGCUGUCUUCUGCAACAAUUUUAUCAAAGGGAAAGUUGUACAGUACUGUAUUUAUAUUUUAAAUGUCUUUGUUUAUAUUGACGUCUGAACAGAGUCAGUGCUUGUGGCUUGUCUUUACUUUGUGUGAGUGUUUGAGCACACGUGGGCAGGGUGGUUUUCUGUGAAUGGUUCUUUAAUCACUAUAAAUAAAUGCAUAUUUUAUUGUA
Hippoglossus stenolepis (Pacific halibut) is the source of this 5077-nucleotide messenger RNA. RefSeq names its product core 1 synthase, glycoprotein-N-acetylgalactosamine 3-beta-galactosyltransferase, 1b (gene c1galt1lb). The transcript has 3 exons. Gene Ontology annotation, cellular component: membrane. Bases 797 to 1981 code for a protein of 394 amino acids. Gene Ontology annotation, molecular function: N-acetylgalactosaminide beta-1,3-galactosyltransferase activity. The record is from RefSeq and is a predicted model, not a curated record. Lineage: Eukaryota; Metazoa; Chordata; Actinopteri; Pleuronectiformes; Pleuronectidae.